CCGCCGCUCACCCGGCGCUGUGUUCCAGGCCUGCGGCAGAUGAGGGCCUCCCUGCGGCGCGCCGACUGCCUCAUCGAGCGGCACUCACAUCCCGCUGUCGGGCUGUAACCCCAUGCUGCAAGAGGCGCUGGGCAUCCGCCCACAUGUCCUAGUGCUGAACAAGAUGGACCUGGCUGAUCCCCGCCGGCAGCCGACAGUCUUGGAGCACUUGAAACAGCAGGGAUACUCGCACGUCGUCUUCACUGACUGUCAGCGCGAUGGCAACAUCAGGAAGAUUAUUCCCCUGGUUGCCAAGCUGUUGGGUGACAGCCCACGCUACCACAGGGCUGAGAGCACUGCCCACAGCAUCCUGGUGAUCGGAGUGCCCAAUGUGGGCAAAUCCUCGCUCAUAAACUCACUGCGGAGGCUGCACCUCAAAAAGGGAAAAGCCACAGCGGUUGGUGGCGAGCCAGGCAUCACCAAGGCAGUGCUGACCAGAAUCCAGGUCUGUGAGAAGCCCCUGAUGUACCUGGUGGACACUCCUGGUGUGCUACCCCCCAAGCUGGGGGAUGUGGAGACGGGCAUGAAGCUGGCGCUGUGUGGAGCCAUCCGUGACCACCUGGUGGGAGAGGAUGUCAUGGCUGACUACCUCCUGUACACCCUGAACAAGCAGCAGCAGUUCGAGUACGUGCGGCACUACGGGCUGGCCAGGGCCUGCGACACCAUCGAGCCCGUGCUGAAGUGUGUGGCCCUCGCCCGCGGCAGGACACAGAAAGUGAAGGUGCUGACAGGCACGGGGAACGUCAAUGUGACAACACUCGACUACCCGGCUGCUGCCUACGAGUUCCUGCGGGAUUUCCGAGCGGGCCGCCUGGGCAGGGUAACGCUGGACUGAGACCCGUUCCCGGGCGCAGAGGCACACCCGCCUGUGGCCGUGCAGGCUGGGGACACCCUGUUGGGGUGUGAUCUGUCCCAUGGUGUCACCGUGCAGGGCGAUGCUCUCCAUGGUGGGGAGAUGGAGGGGAUGCUCUCUGGGACGACCAUCUCCAAAUAAAAAUCCCUGUGGGCAGGGUGCCGGGGCAGCGGCUGUCCCCAUGCCCCCAUCCCGAGCCCCACGUCCAAUCACA
Molecule: messenger RNA, 1106 nt
Organism: Calidris pugnax (ruff)
Lineage: Eukaryota; Metazoa; Chordata; Aves; Charadriiformes; Scolopacidae
Gene: MTG1
Product: mitochondrial ribosome-associated GTPase 1
Exons: 10
Coding region: 113-874 (253 amino acids)
Cellular component (GO): mitochondrion
Molecular function (GO): GTP binding; GTPase activity
Source: RefSeq, a predicted model, not a curated record